AAGCAAUUCCGCCCGAUUGCGUAAACUGCAGGGAGCAAAAAAGGCAGAAAUAGAGAAGUAGGAGCAGAAAUGCACUGCAGGACGUCCCGACUGCAUCGUCUAGCUUUGCUCGGGUUAUCUGCUCGUUGCAUCAGGCAGCUGUCAGACUGAAACGAAGAACCAUGGUACAAGCUAAGGCGUGGAUCCUUCGCCAUCAGUUUGUGGGCUUCCCCAAAGCUAGCGACUUCGAGAUGAAGCUGGAGGAGCUCCCAGACCCAAAAGACGGAGAAAUGAUCCUGGAAGCAUUAUACCUGAGCGUGGACCCUUACAUGAGGGCUUACAGCAGAGCGAGGAUGAAGGAGGGUGAUGUGAUGAUUGGAAGACAAGUAGCAAAGGUCAUCGUCAGCAAGAACCCCGCUUUCUCUGUAGGAUCCUACGUGGUAGCAAAUUGCGGCUGGCGGUCGUUUGUGCUCUCGGAUGGGACGGAACUUACACCCAUUGUGUCAGACUGGCCAAAAGACAUCCCCUUGUCCUUCGCCCUGGGGGCCAUUGGCAUGCCUGGGCUGACGGCCCUCUAUGGACUGGAGGAGAUAUGCCAGCUGAAGGCAGGAGAGACACUCUUGGUCAAUGCUGCUGCUGGGGCUGUUGGCUCUGUGGUUGGCCAAAUUGGCAAGAUCAAAGGCUGCAGGGUCGUGGGCUGUGCUGGUUCAGACGCUAAGGUGGCAUACCUGAAAGAGCUUGGGUUUGACCAGGCCUUCAACUACAAGACUGUUGGUUCACUGGAGGAAGCUCUGAGGGAGGCAUCAGCCGAAGGAUACGACUGCUACUUUGAGAAUGUAGGAGGGGAAUUCUCGAGUGCUGUAAUGCCCCAAAUGAAGCCCUUUGGCAGAAUUGCUGUGUGUGGCAGUAUCUCCUUGUACAAUGACACAGUACCCCAGACUGGGCCAUACAUUCAUGCCCACAUGAUCUUCAAACAGCUGAAGAUGGAAGGAUUUCUUUGCCACAGAUGGUCUUAUAAGAAUGAGGAAUCCUUACGCAGGCUGUUGGCCUGGGUGACAGAGGGGAAGCUACGAUGCCAGGAGCAUAUCACCCAGGGGUUUGAGAACAUGCCAGCAGCCUUCAUGGGGAUGCUGCAAGGUGACAACAUUGGGAAGGCCGUUGUUCAGGUGUAAAAGUGAUACAAAAUGCCUAUGUACACUCUGGGAUUUUCUAUUCAUUCAUAUAUUCAGGGCAAACGACACUGUAUAGCAGUGUUUGCCGGCCCAGUCCUCAGGGACUCUGACAGUCCAAAUUUUUGCUCCCUACCAGCUCCCUGGGGUUGCGGAACACUGCUUUACAGCUCUAUGGGCAGCGGUGGCUUGAUGGUUAAGGACGUGCACUUGUGAUUGAAAGAUUGCAGGUUCAAAUCCCCGACCAGCAAGGCACCACUGAGGUACCCUGAGCAAGGUACCGCCCCCAAGCACUGCUCCCCGGGCGCUG
Messenger RNA from Paramormyrops kingsleyae, 1458 nucleotides. RefSeq names its product prostaglandin reductase 1. Gene Ontology annotation, molecular function: 15-oxoprostaglandin 13-reductase [NAD(P)+] activity; 2-alkenal reductase [NAD(P)H] activity. The record is from RefSeq and is a predicted model, not a curated record. Lineage: Eukaryota; Metazoa; Chordata; Actinopteri; Osteoglossiformes; Mormyridae. Gene Ontology annotation, biological process: prostaglandin metabolic process. Gene Ontology annotation, cellular component: cytoplasm.